This is a messenger RNA of Coffea eugenioides, 1800 nucleotides long. RefSeq lists its product as uncharacterized. Bases 64 to 1350 code for a protein of 428 amino acids. The transcript is spliced from 11 exons. NCBI's taxonomy places the organism in Eukaryota, Viridiplantae, Streptophyta, Magnoliopsida, Gentianales, Rubiaceae. The record is from RefSeq and is a predicted model, not a curated record.
UAAAAAAGAGUUCAACGCAGGUUUAUGUAUCUGUCCCUUGCUCCCUGAUCACAUCCGGUACUGAUGUCCUCCAUCACCGUUGACCAAACACGAGCAGAGAACAUGGCAGAGCAACCGUUACAAGAAAUUUCCACGGAGGCGCCACCUCCAGCUCCCCCUCCACCACCACCACCGCCGUCCCCAGGUGUGGUGCCAAUCCAACUAAAGGACUGCAUUAAAGAUCUGCUGAAGUUCACACUGACUUCCUCUGUAAAUGGAGAACUUGACUUGGGCCUCUCUAAAGAUUACUGCUCUCAACUUCUCCAACGGGAUGAUCAUCCCUCCACUCCUUCCUCCUCCUUCCCCUUAUCAUCAUCUACCGGGGUUCCAUCAUAUCCUUUAUAUAAGCACCUAGCAGCAUGCUUGUAUCACUCUAUAUCUUGUGGAGGAUUGUUUCGGAUUUCUGACAAACUUGAUUUCGUUCAUCAUGAAGAUAAUCCCUUGAAGCUGAAAGAAGAGGAGUGGACUAAGUUAAUCAAUGAAAAGGGUUCUCAGUUGCUGAAUAUGUUGGCAACUGUGGAUUUUGAACUCCACGUCCAGGAACCUUUCUUUUCUCAGCUGAAGGAUGCACGCAAGACGGUUGAAGGAAGGUGUGCAGUUGGGAACUACAACAGAAUUGUACCAGGAGCUUUCAUUCUCUUCAAUAAAAGUUUGCUUCUUCAAGUUCAGGAUGUCCAUAAAUAUAUUUCAUUCCAUGAGAUGUUGGAGGCAGAAAGUCUUCAAAGAGUUCUCCCUGGAGUAAAAAACAUCGAAGAAGGAGUGCAAGUCUACAGGAACUUCUACUCAGAAGAGAAAGAAAGGUCAAAUGGUGUCCUUGCCAUUUGUGUAACAAAACCAACAUCUCAGCUGUACAGUUGUAUGGCCGCUAUACUCUUGGGAUUAAGUUAUGGUGGUAUCAGAGUGAUGUUGAAUAUGGUGCAUACUGUGGGAACCGUUUCGGAGAGGCUUCCUCCACCGACAUCAACUCUUAUCUCAUCAUUUUUAACACCACAUAAUCCACAUGUUAAAGGAUCUAGGCUGACUAAUGGAGCUCGGGCCUUGGCAAAGCAUGUCAACAGGAGCAGUGACAAGUAUUGGGGUAGCUUCUGUGGAAGUGAUUCUAAUAAAAAUAGGCUCGCAUUGGAUGUCAUCAGACGGUUAAUAGCUAAUUGCUGCUGGUUGAAUAUGCAUAGAGUUCCACCGCAUGGUGUUGUGUUUGAAAUAAGGGUAGCUGAUGGUUAUGGUGCACGGUGGUUCGCAGAUGGACACAAGUUCAUCGGAUUUCUUGAGCCAUAUAUGGUUGAUGGUCACUCAAAGGGGUGGAAGCACUAAAUUUUCAUUCUUUUGAAGGGGUAGAUUGCUCUUCUUAUUUUAAAGUGAUGUUUCUGUUCUUUCUGAGAGCUAUACUUAUUUAGCAGUAGUGCUCCUCUUAUUUCGUCAGAAUAUUUGAAGUAAUGAUUUUGCUUCAUCAUGCUAAGAUGCCUUUUUUAAAGUCUGCCUGAGAACUUUUUGAAUAGCAGAUCAUUGUAGCAGUUGUAGUAGUAGAGACUGGCACAGUCAAAAUUACCUUCAUGAUGAUACAACUUCAUACUAGCCAUUGUUAUCCAAGUUUUGUUAGGGGUAGCAAUGUGUUUGUGCUACUUAAAAAUGCUAUUAGUUACCUAAGUUUUGCCAGGGGUGGCAAUGUGUUAGUGCGACUAGGAAAAUGCCAUCUGGAUCUGCUUCUCCCUUUCUCAUUUCUGCUUCCCUUUCCUUUAGAUGUAUUAAUUUUUACAUUGUCAU